UUUUUCUUUAAUGUGUUGCCGAGGAUCGUAACUUUUUUUGUUUUUUUUUUCAAACGGAGGAAAAAGUGUAAAUUAAAAAAAAAAAGUGCGAGUAGCUCGUCCAGUUCUCCAAGUGUUUCUUUGUGGGGAUGUUGAGCUCUGUGAAGAUGGAAGCCCACGACCUACCUGAGUGGAAUACUUUCUACAGCGAGGCCAGUGAGAUGUAUUCCUCACCCAGCAGCAUGAACGCCGCCUUGGCUUCGGUGAGCUCCAUGGGGCCCAUCAACAGUUACAUCAACCUUAAUCCGGCAGGCAGCGGUGGGGGCGGCGGCCUGAACAUGGCGUACCCCGGCUCGGGGCUCAGCACGUCCCCGUUGGCCUCCAUGGGCUCGGGGCCGGCCCACAUGCCGCUGUCCCCGGUGGCGCCCUCUCUGGGCUCGAGCUCGCUGACCCAGCUGGGCCCGAGCGCCGCCCCCAGCUCCCUGUCCCACUACGGGAACAUGGGUCAGUCCAUGAGCCAGCUGGGUUACACGUCGGGCGCCACUCUGAGCCGUGCCGGGCCCAAGGAGAUCCCGCCCAAGCCGUACCGCCGCUCGCUGACCCACGCUAAGCCGCCCUACUCGUACAUUUCGCUCAUCACCAUGGCCAUCCAGCAGAGCGGCAGCAAGAUGCUAACCCUCAACGAGAUCUACCAGUGGAUCAUGGACUUGUUCCCUUACUACCGGGAGAACCAGCAGCGUUGGCAGAACUCCAUCCGCCAUUCGUUGUCUUUCAACGACUGUUUCGUCAAGGUGGCCCGCUCGCCAGACAAACCGGGGAAAGGCUCCUACUGGACUCUGCACCCGCAGUCGGGCAACAUGUUUGAGAACGGCUGCUACCUACGACGCCAGAAACGCUUCAAAAUCGACGACAAGCUGUCCAAGAAGGCGGGGAAGGAUGGAGGCAAGGGGGGCGACGCGUUGGGCGACCGCAGCCCGGCGGGCGGAGGCUCAGACGAAGCUGACUCGGCCCACUCGGACAACUCCCACCCGGGUUCGUCUGACGACCAGUCGCUGCCCUGCGGGACUGCCGUCAGCUCCUUACUGGUGCCGCUUGACUGCCCGCCGCCGCCGCCCGUCCCUACCGCCGUGCCGCCCACCUCCUCCGCCUCCAUCUUCCAUUCCCAGUCCACCCACCUCCUACCUGGCGCCAUGGGCCAGCACAUGGACCUUCAGAACGACGCCCUCAAGUCCCUGGACCCCCACUACAACUUCAACCACCCCUUCUCCAUCACCAACCUCAUGUCCAAUGAGCAGAAGAUGGACCUCAAGUCCUACCAGGACCAGGUGAUGGCGUACAACAGCUACACCUCUAGCGGCUCACCCGUGGCCGCCAAGCAGAUCUACGACAGCCCCGGACCGGCGGCCAUGGACUCCGGUGCCUACUACCAGACCCUCUACAGCCGCUCCGUGCUCAACGCAUCGUAACCUAGCACAAUACAAGAUGGAGGCUUUCUGAACAGACUCUAAAAUGGCCGACUCGUACGGAAAGCCAUCUGAGCCUGUACUCCAUAUCCUCGAGAUCCAUUUAAAUGUCCGUGUAGUAAGACAAUUCUAACCUUAUCGGUAAACUAUUUAGCUGAACAGUCACACAAAUAAGCCCAACAAGACAAUUCAGUGCAGUAGUAGAACAACUAUCGCUCAUAUUGUUUUUCAAUUACGAGUCAGGUUUUGUCCCACGUCAAUUUUGACGUACUGGUGCGCAAUUAAAUCUUACUAGUAAACUACUUUGCUGCAGUAAUGGCACGACUAGCCCUAACUACUUGCUACAUAUUGGAACUUGGACCUUUUGGUGGUCAUCAAGAAUGUGGAAUAAAUGCCCGGUCAGCUUUCGCUAGCCAUGUUUUGAAGGACCACGUUCCCCCCCCCCCCCUUAUUGGAGACUCUCUGGUUACACACAAUGAUGAAGUUGAUGACGGCGAUGACGAUGGACUUUGAAGAAAGUGUAAAUAGUGGCAAUGUAUGUGCGUACGUGCGUGCGUGUGUGUGUAUGAGUGUGUAAAAGGGGUAUUUGCAUUUAUUUAUAAAGGGAAUAAAUUUUAAUAUAUCUUAUAUUCUGCUUUGUCCAAACAGUUACAAACAUGUGCUUCAGGUGUUACUUUCGUGCUUCAUGUUACAAUUCUUUUUUUUUUUUAUUUCAUCCGCCACCAUUUUGGGUUUAAUCUGGAAUAAGGGAUGUUUCGGAAUGUUUGAAUAUUCUACAAUACAGAACAUUACGGGACACAGAUGUUCUGGUUUGGGAAUAUUUUAGAAUAGGAAUGUUCUGGAAUGCAGAUGUUCUGGAAUAAAUGAAUAUUCUGGAAUAAGGGAAGUUGUGGGACACAAAUGUUCUAGCAUGGUAAAAUUCUACAAUAAGGAUGUUCUGAUAUAAGAAAUUCUGGAAAUAGAAACGUUGCGGAAUCUGGGGAUGUUCUGGAAUAGUAAAAAAAAAAAAAAAGACUAGAAUAAGGAAUGUUAUGGGACACAAAUGUUUUGGUGUGACAAAAUUCUAGAAUGGAAAGAGGAAUAUUCUGGAAGGAGGACUCUGUGAAUAACAACAUUAUUCUGGUAUAAGAAGAUUUGGGGGGAAGGAAGGAGGCAACGUAAACUGUGGUAAAGAAUUUCAAACACCAUUCCGCAAUUUCAUUGCCCCCUUGUUAUCUGUUAGAGUGGGUUGGCUUGGACCUGACCAUUUAUCCAAGUGUGUGUGUGUGUGUGUACGUGUGUUUGUGUGCGUGAAGCCAGUUACAAAUACAAGAGGGGAGGGGAGAUGCACUAUGGGAGAUUUACAUACAGUACUUUGCACUAUGGAGCUCCCACUGGCCAGGUGGGCUGAUAGUGUGUGUGUGUGUGUGUGUUUGAGUGUGUUACAAUUGUGAGGGGGUUGGUCUAUCUGAGUUUAACCAAAAGUGUCACAUUACGGUCCAAAAGUGUCCCCCCCGCCCCUUUCCACAUGAUCACUUAUCAAUAAAGUGAAGGAGGAUAAACGUUCAGGUCACAUGACAGAAGAAAAUAUGUCAUAUUUAAGCUACGUGGUUGCGUUUUCAUUUUCACAAACUACUUCUUUUUUUUUUUAACGUCCUUUAGUGUCCUUAUCGUAUAUUGUUUAUUCUUCUUUUCAGUGUGAUGGCCAUCAUUCAUGUUUCUAAAUAAAAAAGGUUAAAAUGGG
Molecule: messenger RNA, 3165 nt
Organism: Syngnathus typhle (broad-nosed pipefish)
Lineage: Eukaryota; Metazoa; Chordata; Actinopteri; Syngnathiformes; Syngnathidae
Gene: foxa3
Product: forkhead box A3
Exons: 2
Coding region: 129-1445 (438 amino acids)
Biological process (GO): cell differentiation; anatomical structure morphogenesis; regulation of transcription by RNA polymerase II
Molecular function (GO): RNA polymerase II cis-regulatory region sequence-specific DNA binding; DNA-binding transcription factor activity, RNA polymerase II-specific; transcription factor binding
Source: RefSeq, a predicted model, not a curated record